This is a messenger RNA of Rotaria sp. Silwood2, 777 nucleotides long. NCBI's taxonomy places the organism in Eukaryota, Metazoa, Rotifera, Eurotatoria, Philodinida, Philodinidae. The record is from the annotation of a GenBank genome assembly.
AUGACAUCUAGAACGUCUACUAUCAAAGCUGAUUUAGAUCACAUUUCAAUAGAAUUACGAAAAUAUAAAUUCGAGAAUAAUUAUUUCGAACAGGAUAUCGAAUACUUAAGUGAAAGACUCAAUCAAAUUCAAAUCGAUCUUGAUCGACAUAAACCUCGCAUCAAGAUGGUCAUUCCACCCAUCAAAUUGAAUUUACAACUUCAAAACUCACUCGAACAUGAUAGUAGUCGCGGAAAGAAAUAUUUCUCCGAUGGAACACUUUUAUGUCAAGAACAUCAAAUUCAAUUGAACGAAUUUUACGGAAAACGAAACCAAAUGUGGCGACUUAUUUACAAAGCGACACGAGAUGGAUUUUCUAGUACCGAUUUUUAUCGCUGUUGUGAUAGAAAAGGUGCCACAUUGACCGUGAUUCAAUCAACGAGCGGACAUUUAUUUGGUGGAUACACAUCGAUCAAUUGGGAAACUCACGAGAAUUGGAAAUGGUCGGUGGAUAUGGACGCAUUUCUGUUCACGCUAAUUAAUCCGCAUAAAAUUUUGCCUACUAAAUAUCAAAUAAAUGCUGAAGGUCGAAAUGCAAUCGGUUGCAAAGCGACGAUGGGACCGAUCUUUGGCCUAUGGGACAUUUGUACUUAUUCAAAUAGUAAUCAAAAUGCUCGCAGUAAUAUUAUGUUUCCCAGUGACUAUAUUGAUUCAACUGGCAAAGGACGUCUCACAUUCACCGGUUCACAUUAUUUUAAAACUGUUGAAAUUGAAGUCUAUACUCUCAAGCAGAAAUGA